Molecule: messenger RNA, 4858 nt
Organism: Clupea harengus (Atlantic herring)
Lineage: Eukaryota; Metazoa; Chordata; Actinopteri; Clupeiformes; Clupeidae
Gene: matr3l1.1
Product: matrin 3-like 1.1
Exons: 19
Coding region: 1019-4597 (1192 amino acids)
Biological process (GO): mRNA splicing, via spliceosome
Cellular component (GO): nucleoplasm; cytoplasm; ASAP complex
Molecular function (GO): RNA binding
Source: RefSeq, a predicted model, not a curated record
GCUUUGGUGAGUGUAGCUCCAGCCCAGUUGGUGGCAGUGUGUAUGCAGAGCUUCUGAAAGUUACGUUACAACAAAACCGGGUAGGGUUGUCGUUCAGAAUCAAGAAAUGAUCAAACAUGUUCUGAAGAAAUCUUGAUUUGUUCACGCAAGGUAAGAACAUUUAUUUUGAAUCACAUCACAUCACAUGUCUGCGCUGUGUACCUUUGCGCCAGAAAACAGGCUAUAGAUGGAGGCUAUAUACCGACAUCUUCGGAUAACGUUACUACCCUGCCACUGAUAGCUGCAUAGCUAGCUAACAGUAAACAUACAAUUUCAAGUAAAGGUUACUGAUCAGGGGAUACGAUCAGAGACAUGCUUCUACCACAAUUUAACAUCGUCCCUGUCUACACCUUGUAGGGUAACCGCAUAAGGCUCAAGUUAAGCUUCGAUUUUUUUCUAUUUGUGCCGUUUUUCACGUAACGUUGGCGAAGUAGUUGGCUAGCUUGGUAACAUUACAUAAUGCUAAUAUUUUGUAUGUCGCAUUAAGUUAUCACCACCUGUUUACGAAAGCAUGUUACGUUGAUUUCUUGGUUUACUUGUUGGGAUAGCUUGCAAAGCUGCCGUGAAGAGUGACUUGGCUCCGAACGUUAGCUAUUUACCUACUUGCUCUACUAGCCUAGAGCCCGUUAGUUGGCGGAUAAACAGAUGCUACGGUGAACCCAGCUUUUAUUUACUUUUCGGUAUAACUAUAAAUCCACCUCGUCAAAUGGUUAGUAGUUGUUAUUUUAACCACACUUGGUUCAGGAACUGAAUGUCUUCGGGGUUUUCGAGAACACUUUCACUUCAAAACAUGUCAGUUCCACAGGCACUCAAGAAUGCAAUUUACACAUAGCUCUUCUUUUCUCCCAUUUUUACAAACGUCAGGUUACAAGCGAAGUUCAGAUGACGUAAAAUUAAUGCUUAGGGACUGAAUUUCAAUCUACCUUAACUGUGAACAUAUUAACGCACAGAUCCCAAACGCAAGGUAAGGCAUUACGACAUGUCUCAGAACCAUCCAUAUAGAAGUUCGCGGACAGGAUACAGAUCUCGAGACGACUUCUAUGAAGAUUCUGGUUCACAGUACACUGGACAAAGGGAUGUUUACCAAACACCUCGAGAUCUUUCUCCCGCCCCGAGUUACCAACCUUCCAGCCAUGCUACAGAGCCCCAUCCAUCCAUGAGACCCGAUGUCAUAAACAUCCUUGACAGCUGUGGGCUGGAGCCCAAUGAUCUCUCUCUUCUUGCUGAACUGCCCGAGGACCUCAUCACUGUUGAUACCCUACCCCAUCUGCUGAAGAAGAUCAGGGACAGCAAAGAGCAGAGGCUUGCACCUCCUGCUUCUACCUCUCAUUUCACCACCAGUGCUCCAGCGCCAGCCUACGAGAGGAAGAGGCUUUCUCAUCCCGCAGAGUACCGGUCAGAUCGUUCAUCUCAUCCCACUCCUGCCAGCUCACACGACUUCAGAGAGACUCGGCAAGAUCAUGGCAUUGACCAAAGGCAUUCCACCACUUCUCCUCACCAUCCUCGGCAAAGGGGCGCUCCCAGCUAUGCGGUAGAGUAUGGUCAAACCAGACAUGAGGAUUCACAUUAUGACCAUGCUACAGUCUACAGCUCAGAACCACGACAGAGCCACAUUUCAUCUUCCUCCCGGCGGGACAUUGACUACCGCCACAAAUCAGUGAUUGAUGAUCGUGAGCCACCGCAUAUCUCAAAGAAGGACACCCACCACACAUUGCCAUUGAGGAAGGAGGCGUCCGAUUUCCAUGGCAAAACUCCACCGUUUUUCCCAUAUGCCUGCCAACUCUGCAACAUUGUUGUACUUUCUGACAAGGACUGGAAUCAACACAUAAAUGCUGGUCAUCAUGCUGACAGUCAGCUCAAACUUUUGCAGAGGUACCCAGCAUGGGACUGCCACAUCAACUUAGUCAGAAGGGGCGAUGACCAUCCUCCGGAGAGACCAGCUGCCCCUGAUCAUGCGAAACCGGCAAAACCACAGAAGAGAUCUAGCCAGCCCAUGGAAGGACCCUCGAAUAAUAAAAAAAGACCCAACCUGAAAAAAGUUCCAGACAAGCCCAUGAAUGGCGGCAAAGUUAUUUCUGUCAAAUUUACUGCCAAAAGUAUUGAUGAGGACUAUCUGAGGAGGCUCCUGGGACAGUUUGGGGCAAUCAUCAAAAUUAUAUUCUUCCCAUCACUGGCAUUUGUGGAAAUGGGCUCUAAGGAUCAAGCAGGAGAUAUUGAAAAAUACUUCAGUUCAAAUCCAUUGGAAGUGGAGCGGGGCCAAGUUGUCUUCUCUGUAUCUGACGCUUUUAAGUUUCUUAAGAGUUCCAAGGUGGUGUGUUUCUCGCCUUUGCCUUCUGGAGGUGCACUGACCAAGGAGCUUAAUGCUGUCGCAAAAGGAUUCGGUCCCUUGAAGAACACACUGCUUUUGCCUUCUCGGGCUUAUAUAGAGAUGGUGAAUGAAGCAGAUGCAGAAGCGCUGGUGGACCAUCAUGCUUCCAAACCACUGAAGCUGAGAGGGAGUACUGUUCAUGUGGACUUCUCCUCGGAGUAUGAGACACUAGAAAAUGAUCCACCUGACGAAAGUUCAAAAUGCAGUUCCCCUGAAAGGCACGCUAUGAGAAGUCCCAGCCCUAAGAAAAGUCCUAAAUCCAGAGGCCGAUCUCGAAGUCCCAGCCCGAAGAGAAGUCCUAAAUCCAGAGGCCGUUCUCGAAGUCCCAGCCCGAAGAGAAGUCAUAAAUCCAGAGGCCGAUCUCAGAGUCCCAGCCCUAAGAAAAGUCCUAAAUCCAGUGGCCGAUCUCGAAGUCCUAGAUCCAGAGGCCGAUCUCGAAGUCCCAGAAGGAAGUCAGGACACCGAAAAGACUCAAAAGAGAAGGAGUGUUCUUCACAACGCCGAAGCAGCUCAGGCCCAAGAGAGGAGAAACCCAAAGGGCAGUCUCAUGGGUCUCCCCCUGAACCAGUUCCUCAGAAGGUCUCUGAGGAGAGCGUGAGCGCUGACGCUGAGAUAAAAAGUGAGGAAGAAAAGCGGUCUGUUGCCUUGGAUGCACACGAUUCAGACAGUGAUCUAGAAGGCCUGGCCGUGAUCGCUGAGGAUGACGAACUGGAGGACGUGGAAGUUCUCGAUGUGGUGGAUUCCGAGGGGGAGGAGAACAAGGAGGACGGAGAGCAGGUGGCCUCCAGCGGAACCGGACAAGACGGGGCACAAGAGAUGAAGGAGGCCGUAAUCCAGGAGAAGGCAGGAGCUGAGGUUGUUCCUGAACGUGCAGAAGAGCAGAUCACAUCUGAAGGCUUAAGCAGAGCCAGUGAUCCAGAUGUGUGUGAAGAGGCUAUGGACAGUGGGGCGGUAGUGGCCUGCAGUACUGAGCAGGAGCAGGAGACACGAGACGCUGCUGAGGUAUCCGGAGAAAAAGAGACUGAUCCAGAACGCCCCUCUCAAUCUAAAAAAGAAGUCGUAGAGGAGACCUCGGCAGGAGAUCAGGAGAAUGGCGACACAGGCGAGGACCAUCCUGGAAAGACAACUUCGGAUGUGGAAGAUGCAGCCAGAGACGUGGAGAAGGCAUCACAAGACGUGAAAGAUGGGGCGCAAGAGAUGGAGGAGGAGGAGGAGGAUGAAUUUGAAUUCCCGGAGAACUUGAUUACUUUAGAUGAGAUUCAUGAGGAUUCAUCAGAGGAACAAGCAGAGGAAAAGAACACAGAAAAUCCGGCCCCGUAUCAGAGAGUCUUCUGCCUCAGGAAUCUGCCACAGACAUACUACACAGACGAAGAGUUUUGGAAGAUUGGGAAGAAGUAUGGAAAGGUGGCACAUUACUUCCUGAUUCGAAAUCGAUGCGAGGGUUUCAUUGAAAUGGAGAACAGUGAAGAUGCAAGGAAAGCAGUGAGCGACUUGACACGAAGGAAGUUUGUUUUUAAUGGCUACCCCUUGGAGAUCGCACUCUCUUGGAAAUACAAGAGACUAGUCAAUGCAUGGGUUCCAGAGCCUGAGAAGAAACAUAAAAACCAGAGCAGUAAAAGCAGAGAGAGCAAAGACCGGAGCCGGUCACGCUCAGCUUCUAAGGAGAAGACCCGGUCGAAGCAGUCUCCUACAGAAUCCAAGGACAGGAUGCGGUCGAAGCGGUCUCCCACAGAAUCCAAGGACAAGAAGUCUGAGCAAAGCAAGCAACGCCGUGAGGAUUCAGAAGGUUCGACAGAAAAGUCCAGAGACAAAUCCAACAAGGAAAAGAGUCCGAACAAGGAUUCCUCACAAAAGUCAGGAGAGGAGAGUAAAUUGACUGUCAAAGAGGAAUCUGCAAGUACAGACAAGGCUUGCACUGACAAACAAAACACCACAGCAGGACAUACCAUUGAGGCCAGGAAGGAGGAAGAUGAAGGACAUACCAUUGAGGCCAGGAAGGAGGAAGAUGAUAGUUUUGGCCAGUACCAGCCAAACAAUCCUGUCGGGCAGGAGUUUGUGAGACCUGUUGUGGGCUAUUUCUGUAACCUGUGCAACCUUAUCUAUGCCACUGAAGAGGAGGCCAAAAAUGAACACUGCAGUAGCCUGUCGCACUUCCGGAAGUUAAAGGAACAUGAACAGAAGAAGGCCUGAACAGUGGGUGAUGGAAGAUUGUUUCUACGGAUACACGCAUCUUUUUUCAAAAUACACAACUUCAAACAGCUUUGUAAAACUUGUUAUACAGCAGGAAGAUAUUUCCCAAGAGCAAACAAUGGGCACAUCAUUUUUUUUUUUGUCAAAAUCAAGAUUACCAUUUCUCAUAAUAUCUGCAUUUGAUUAUUAAAAAGGAGACGGCGGCUUUAAGUUAUUUCAAUUCAUAUUUGUCUGCGUGCUAUAAAUUAUUUAUAUCAUACA